AUGUCCCUCUCCUUCAUCCAACCAACCGCCCUCCUCCUAAUCGACGCCCAAAACGCCUUUAAUGUCGACCCCAACAGCCCUUCCCACUGGGGCUCCCAGCGGUCCAACCCACACCUAGAACAAAACCUCAGCGCCCUUCUGCGCGCCUUCAGGACCGCAAAAGCCGACAAGUCAACACCAGGCGGGAUUGAGAUCAUUCAUGUCUACCACUCCUCUACAUCGCCGGGCUCACCAUUGCACCCGUCCGCAGAUAACGGGCGCGGAAUCCAACCUUUGGACAUAGUGAAGCCUGCAGACGACGGGUCUGAACCUGUCAUGUGGAAGACGGUGAACUCUGCGUUUCUUGGCACUGAGCUCGAGAGUUAUCUACGGGGAAAGGGGAUCCGACAACUUGUUGUUGCGGGGAUUACGACGGACCAUUGUGUUUCGACGUCUGUGCGCAUGGCGGCGAAUUUGGGCGUUGUGGAUCAGGGGAGAGAGCCUGUUGUUCUUGCGGAUGGGCAACAGAAGGACGUUGUGGACGUCGACAAGGGGCGUAUUGUGCUUGUGGGUGAUGCGACGGCUACAUGGGCCAAGGGGGGAUUUGAUGCCGAGACGGUGCACAAGGUUACGUUGGCGAGUCUGGAUGGGGAAUUUGCGGAUGUGAUAAGCACGAGGGAGGUUGUUGAAGCUUUGCAGAAUAGUGAUGAUUAG
This is a messenger RNA of Aspergillus calidoustus, 693 nucleotides long. The record is from the annotation of a GenBank genome assembly. Lineage: Eukaryota; Fungi; Ascomycota; Eurotiomycetes; Eurotiales; Aspergillaceae.